GGAAGUUGCUGCGGAGUCACGUGACCCGAGUAACAUGGCCGCUACCCACUGAACGCUACCGGUGCCUGGCGGGAGCUGGUCUCGUGAGCAGUUAGGCGGUCUGGGUCGGGUGUGGGAAAGGAGGGUCUGGGCCCAGGUUCUGGGGCAUCACGCGACGGUAAAGCGAGACAAGCAGACUCGGGUGGCGUGGUCCAUGAACCGGCGCCGGUGGCAGCGCGGAGCCGCAGAUUCCCCUGGCCCUGGUGCGGUCCUGGCAGCCGCGGGUUGAGUCGCGAGGCUCCAGGACCCAUCCUGAGCUGCAGCUAUGAACCCCGAGAAGGACUUCGCGCCGCUCACGCCCAACAUCGUGCGUGCCCUUAAUGACAAGCUAUACGAAAAGCGGAAGGUGGCAGCGCUGGAGAUCGAGAAGCUGGUGCGGGAGUUUGUGGCCCAGAACAACACCGUGCAAAUCAAGCAUGUGAUCCAGACCCUGUCUCAGGAGUUUGCCCUGUCCCAGCACCCCCACAGCCGGAAAGGGGGCCUCAUCGGCCUGGCCGCCUGCUCCAUCGCACUGGGCAAGGACUCAGGGCUUUACCUGAAGGAGCUGAUCGAGCCGGUGCUGACGUGCUUCAAUGAUGCGGACAGCAGGCUGCGCUACUAUGCCUGCGAGGCCCUCUACAACAUCGUCAAGGUGGCUCGGGGUGCCGUGCUGCCCCACUUCAACGUUCUCUUUGAUGGACUGAGUAAGUUGGCUGCUGACCCAGACCCCAAUGUGAAAAGCGGAUCUGAGCUCCUAGACCGCCUUUUAAAGGACAUUGUGACUGAGAGCAACAAGUUCGACUUGGUGGGCUUCAUCCCCUUGUUGCGGGAGAGAAUUUACUCCAACAACCAGUACGCCCGGCAAUUCAUCAUCUCCUGGAUCCUAGUUCUGGAGUCCGUGCCAGACAUUAACCUGCUGGAUUACCUGCCGGAGAUCCUGGAUGGACUCUUCCAGAUCCUGGGUGACAAUGGCAAAGAGAUUCGGAAAAUGUGCGAGGUGGUUCUUGGAGAAUUCUUGAAAGAAAUUAAGAAGAACCCUUCCAGUGUUAAGUUUGCUGAGAUGGCAAACAUCCUGGUGAUCCACUGCCAGACCACAGAUGACCUGAUCCAACUGACAGCCAUGUGCUGGAUGCGGGAGUUCAUCCAGCUGGCUGGCCGGGUGAUGCUGCCCUAUUCCUCUGGGAUCCUGACUGCUGUCUUGCCCUGCUUGGCCUAUGACGACCGCAAGAAAAGCAUCAAGGAGGUGGCCAAUGUGUGCAACCAGAGCCUAAUGAAGCUGGUCACCCCUGAGGAUGACGAGCCAGAUGAGCUGAAGCCAGCACUACAGCGGCAGACAGAACCCAACUCCGAGGACUCUGUGGCAAAGCAGGAGGGGACAGCGAGUGGAGGCCCAGAUGGCUCAUGUGACUCCAGCUUCGGUAGUGGCAUCAGUGUCUUCACUCUAGUCAGCACUGACAGGGCCCCAGUGACCCUGAACCUGGAUGGGAUUGUGCAGGUCCUCAACUGCCAUCUCAGUGACGUGGCGAUCGGGAUGAUGAGCCGGAUUGCAGUUCUGAAGUGGCUUUACCACCUCUACAUCAAGACUCCCCGCAAGAUGUUCCGGCACACAGACAGCCUCCUGCCCAUCCUGCUUCAGACUCUAUCGGAUGAAUCUGAUGAGGUCGUCCUGAAGGAUCUGGAGGUAUUGGCGGAAAUUGCUUCCUCCCCCGCAGGCCAGACGGAUGAGCCAAGCCCAGCUGAUGGCCCUGACCUCCGAGUCGGCCACUCAGAGCUUCAGGUGCCCACCCCCAGCAGAGCCAGCCUGCUGAACACUCCCAGUACCAAAGGCUUAGAAUGUUCUCCUUCUACUCCUACCAUGAACUCCUACUUUUAUAAGUUCAUGAUCAACCUUCUGCAGAGGUUCAGCAGUGAACGGAAACUCCUAGAGGUCAGAGGCCCCUUCAUCAUCAGGCAGCUGUGUCUCCUGCUGAACGCAGAGAACAUCUUUCACUCAAUGGCUGACAUCCUGCUCCGGGAGGAGGACCUCAAGUUUGCCUCCACCAUGGUGCACACCCUCAACACCAUCCUGCUCACCUCCACUGAACUCUUCCAGCUGAGAAACCAGCUCAAGGACCUGAAGACUCUGGAGAGCCAGAACCUGUUCUGCUGCCUCUACCGCUCCUGGUGCCACAACCCCGUCACCACGGUGUCCCUCUGCUUCCUCACCCAGAACUACCGCCACGCCUAUGACCUCAUCCAGAAGUUCGGGGACCUGGAGGUCACCGUGGACUUCCUCACGGAGGUGGACAAACUGGUACAGCUGAUCGAGUGCCCCAUCUUUACAUAUCUGCGCCUGCAGCUGCUGGACGUGAAGAACAACCCCUACCUGAUCAAGGCGCUGUACGGCCUGCUCAUGCUGCUGCCCCAGAGCAGCGCCUUUCAGCUGCUCUCGCACCGGCUCCAGUGCGUGCCCAACCCCGAGCUGCUGCAGACCGAGUCACCAUGGAAACCAGCAGAGCCACUGAGAAGAUUUACGCUGAAUGGAGUGCACCCAGCUUGCAUCAGAUGCCCUGUGUGUCUAGAAUUCCCUCCUAGGCUGUUGGGGCCACGCAGCAGGACUGGUGCCCUGCUCCAGCGGAGGGCCCCAGUGCUCGGCCUUGGGGUGGAUUCAGCUACCUCAGAGACAGUCUGAAGGCCACCCCCAAGUCCCAGAAAGGCGACUCCACCAGCAUUGACUAUGAAGAGCUGCUGCAGCACUUUGAGAAAGUCCAGAACCAGCACCUGGAAGUGCGGCACCAGCGGAGCGGGCGCGGGGAUCACCUGGACCGGAGGGUCGUCCUCUGAUGCGCUGCCCGGCACAGCACAGCAUGGCAUGGUGAAGGACCCAGCAAAGGGCCUGGGAAGCACUCAAGGGCUCUAGGCCGCCUCCUCGGGAGCUUGAGGACCAGCCCAGGGGAGGGGAGAGACAUGGAGACUGCUCUGCCGCCCCGCUCCUCUGGAUUCCCAUUCCCAGCGCUGUCUGCUGCACCCUGGCUACAGACUGCUGGCUUCCCACCAGGUGGGGCCGAGGCCUCAGCCAACACCCAGCCCCUGGAAUCAGUCUUUCUCAUGCGCCUCUGUGAAAUGAGGUGGAGCCCCUCAGCCUGGGCCCUGGCCUUGUGCAGCUCUGUGUAUACAUAUGUGACAUGUGCACGUACCUAGGCGUGUAUGUAGCCUGUACGCACACGGGACCAGUGCAGAAAUCUCCCGCCCCAAUAAAGAAAUGACAGAAACGCUAA
Messenger RNA from Heterocephalus glaber (naked mole-rat), 3275 nucleotides. The record is from RefSeq and is a predicted model, not a curated record. Lineage: Eukaryota; Metazoa; Chordata; Mammalia; Rodentia; Bathyergidae.